Aspergillus candidus is the source of this 1389-nucleotide messenger RNA. It is a transcript of the gene dph1, whose product is annotated as 2-(3-amino-3-carboxypropyl)histidine synthase. Gene Ontology annotation, biological process: protein histidyl modification to diphthamide. The transcript has 2 exons. The record is from RefSeq and is a predicted model, not a curated record. Gene Ontology annotation, molecular function: 2-(3-amino-3-carboxypropyl)histidine synthase activity. NCBI's taxonomy places the organism in Eukaryota, Fungi, Ascomycota, Eurotiomycetes, Eurotiales, Aspergillaceae. The coding region runs from base 1 to 1308 and encodes 435 amino acids.
AUGGAGUCUAAACCAGACGAAGCCCCUGCGGGCCAGUCCCUCCGUCAGCCCAAGAAGCGCUUCGUGGGUCGACGCACUGCCGACGCACAGGCCCAAAAGGACUCGAGCCAGAAAGAUGUCGAGUCCACCAGUCUUCAGCGGGCCACCCCCCGUCGAACCCCCCGAACCCUCAAUCAAGUCCCUCCCGAGAUCCUCGAAGACCCCGACAUCAAAGCCGCCAUCGGGCUCCUCCCACCCAACUACUCAUUCGAGAUCCCCAAAACCAUCCACCGCAUCCGCACAUCAGGCGCCAAGCGCGUUGCGCUGCAGUUCCCCGAGGGCCUGCUCAUCUUCGCGACGACCAUCUCCGACAUCCUGACGCAGUUCUGCCCCGGCAUCGACACCCUCAUCAUGGGCGACGUCACCUACGGCGCCUGCUGCAUCGACGACUACACCGCGCGCGCCCUAGGCUGCGACCUCCUCGUCCACUACGCCCACAGCUGCCUCAUCCCGGUAGACGUCACGCAGAUCAAAACCCUCUACAUCUUCGUCGACAUCAGCAUCGACACCACCCACCUCCUCGCCACCCUCGAGCGCAACAUCCCCACCGGCCGCACCCUCGCCAUAGUCGGCACCAUCCAAUUCAACGCCACCCUGCACGGGCUCCGCCCCGUCCUCGAACGCGCCGGCUACCGCGUCCUCAUCCCCCAGAUAACACCCCUCUCCAAAGGCGAAAUCCUCGGCUGCACCUCCCCGCAAAUGCGCCCCGAAGACGCAGUAGACUGCAUCCUCUACCUCGGCGACGGCCGCUUUCACCUCGAGUCCGCCAUGAUCCACAACCCCACAAUCCCAGCCUACCGCUACGACCCUUACUCGCGCACGCUCUCCCGCGAGGAAUACGGCCACGACGAGAUGCACGCGCUCCGCCGCGACGCCAUCGCCUCCGCCCGCGGCGCCCGCAAAUGGGGCAUCAUCCUCGGCGCGCUCGGCCGCCAGGGGAACCCGCACACGAUGGCCCUCAUCCAGGACCAUCUCGCCAGCCGCGGCAUCCCCACUAUCAACCUCCUGCUCAGCGAGAUCUUCCCUGGUAAGCUCGCGUCCAUGGCCGACGUCGAGUGCUGGGUGCAGAUCGCCUGUCCGCGGUUGAGCAUCGACUGGGGGUAUGCGUUCCCGCGACCGCUCUUGACUCCCUACGAGGCGCUGAUUGCGCUGGGUGUGAGAGAGGACUGGGGUCGUACGAAUAAGGGCGUGUAUCCGAUGGACUUUUAUGCGAAGGAUGGGUUGGGCAGGACCCGGCCGCAGGUGCAGGCUGCCACUCCGGCGGCGUGAUUUGCGUUGCGGAGUUGAGUUGAGGGUAAAAGUGGUUUUUGCAUAGAGGCGUUCAUCAUCUAUAUACUUGGUUGUUUAUGC